GCAACAGUUCGGGGUCUUCUAGGACGAAACUGACAACUAGAAAUCUAAUCAUACUGACCUACAUGAGAUGUGGAUCCAGUUUCACUGGGAACAUCAUUCAAGAAAGCCCAGACGUGUUCUAUUUUUUCGAGCCAUUUCGUGACCUAAUGACUCACCUCGCAGACUUGCACACGCCAAGGACAGAUCCAGUCAAAGAAGAGGCAUUCCAACUUUACGUCCAGACAAUGAAGACCAUUCUCGGCUGUAGAUUUGAAGAUGUGGACAAUAUCACUCUACAGGUAGGGUCAGUUUGCCUUCUGUUGUUGU
Candidula unifasciata is the source of this 306-nucleotide messenger RNA. Lineage: Eukaryota; Metazoa; Mollusca; Gastropoda; Stylommatophora; Geomitridae. The record is from the annotation of a GenBank genome assembly.